Messenger RNA from Daktulosphaira vitifoliae (grape phylloxera), 3076 nucleotides. RefSeq lists its product as uncharacterized. The transcript has 14 exons. The record is from RefSeq and is a predicted model, not a curated record. Bases 395 to 2503 code for a protein of 702 amino acids. NCBI's taxonomy places the organism in Eukaryota, Metazoa, Arthropoda, Insecta, Hemiptera, Phylloxeridae. Gene Ontology annotation, cellular component: plasma membrane. Gene Ontology annotation, molecular function: ATP hydrolysis activity; ATP binding; ABC-type transporter activity.
UAACCGGCCCAGUCGUCUCUAUCUGGUUCAGUGUUUCACGUUGUCAGUGUGUUAGCAGUGCCGGUCUUCCUGAAUGCCGGCGACAGUCUUACGAUUUUUUUUUUGUUUUCGCGAAUGAGCCGUUCAUCAAUUUUAUAUUAAUUAUUCAUAGAAUAUUUCGUCCAACAAAAAUUCCAUUCGUUUUAUUUCGCGCUUUGAUUCCGCCGUUGUGAUCAGUAUCAAGCUGUUGUAACAGUUUUGUUGGCUGGUCGUUAAGAUGAAGGACUUUCGGAACUGAGGGGAGCGAAUGGUGUUGCGAAUUGUAAGAGCGGCGGUCGAGAAAAAUAUCUCGUCGUAACGACAACGUGAACGCGCAAGCACCACGACUUCAACGACGUCGACUUUUACGAACAAUAUGAUCAUAUCCAAGGACUUGUUUUUGUUGGGCGAUCAAGAUUACUUGCGCCUACCCAAAGACGAAAAGAGGUCCAGAAAUGCCAACAAGAUUCUCAGAUUGGAGAAUGGCGUGAACGUGCAAGAACCACCGGGAUGUAUGCAUCCACUACCGGCUCAUCGGCCGAUCGAGUUGACUUUUACCAACCUGACGGUGACAUUGGACAACAAGAGACAAGUACUCAAAGACGUCAGUGGACUUGUGAAACCCGGAGAAGUGUUGGCCGUCAUGGGACCCUCAGGAUGUGGAAAAACUACACUUCUCAACUGCCUGGCGGGCCGAACCAAAUUGGACUCCGGAUGUAUUCACCUCAAUCGUGAGCGUUUGAACAAGCGUUGUAAGAGACGUAUAUGUUAUGUAUUGCAACAAGAUAUUUUUUUCCCCGACCUGACUCUGAGGCAAACCCUUGAAUAUGCCGCUCUUCUGAGGCUACCCGAUUCGUUAUCUCGAAAUCAGAAAAUGCAAUAUGUUGAUCAUAUCAUAGACGUUCUCGACCUUAACAACUGCCAAGAUACAAUUAUUGGAGACUAUAUGAAACGUGGACUAUCUGGUGGCGAAAAAAAACGAGCUAACAUUGCUUGUGAACUCUUAACUAACCCUGCUUUAAUGCUUCUUGAUGAGCCUACUACUGGACUCGAUUCCCAUUCAGCUUAUAGCCUAAUGUCAUCUCUAAAAAAAUAUGCAGAAAAAGAAGGAAAAACUAUUGUUGUCACUGUUCACCAACCAUCAUCUCAAAUAUUUCACAUGUUUGACAAAUUGCUGUUGAUCUGUAAUGGACAAACUGCUUAUUUCGGAGAUAUUAGUAAAGUUGUCAACUUUUUUAGUGAUAUUGGAAUGACAAUAGCACCUCAUUAUAACCCUGCUGAUUUCAUUUUGGAACAAGUUAAAGGAACAGAAGAAAUGAAGGAAAAAAUAAUAGCGGCUUCAAAAAGAGCUAAAGAAGAUUAUUAUAACCAAGAGUUACUACACUUAAGUUGUUCUUGUGACAAAUAUUUGAAUAAUUAUUGUCAUAAUCAUAAUCAUAGUAAUGAUAAUUAUAAUUGCCAAUGGCCAUUAAAUACAACCAAUGGGCACAUUUGUACAGCUUUUAGUGAUUCAUCUACUGAUAGCAAUGAAAAAUGUUAUACUGCCAUUACAGUUACUGAAGAUGAAGCAAGAACUUUAUGGUUGGAUAGUCAAAGUCAUUCUUCUACAUCAACAUCUGAUGAAGAUUUUACUUGGCAAUGGCCAACUAGUUUUUGGACUCAAUUUAAAGUUUUAAGUCAGAGAAAUUUUCAAGAAGCCCGUCCACGUAUGUUAAGUACAUUAAAUUGGGUGCAAACUGUGGCACUUGGCCUUUUAGCUGGCUUGCUAUGGUUUCAACUUCCUCGUACAGAACAAUCGUUACAUAAUAUUCAGGGUUGGAUGUUUUUUUCUACUACUUAUUGGAUGUUAUUUGCUCACUUUGGAACAUUAUCAUCUUUUCCUCCCGAGCGAGAAGUUAUAAAUAAAGAAAGACAAAGUGGAGCAUAUCGUCUUAGUGCAUAUUAUUUGGCAAAAAUGGUCGGUGAAUUGCCAUUAACAAUAACUCUGCCAGCUGUCUAUCAUUUGAUCUCUUACCCAAUGCUUGGCAUGCACAGCUUUAGUACAUUCUUCAUUCUUUUACUGUUUCUUCUGUUAAAUACUAUUGUUGCUCAGAGUGUGGGAUUCUUUGUUGGAGCAUUUUGUAUGGAUAUGCAAGUUUCAAUUACCAUAAGUGCACUUUAUACCUUAGCAACACAGCUAUUUGGUGGUUAUUUAGCAACCAAUAUACCUAGCUGGUUACAAUGGAUGCAGUAUCUUAGUAUGGUACAUUAUGCGUACCAAAAUAUGCAAAUUGUCGAAUUUGGCGAUGGAGAGCCCAUAAGAUGUGCAGAGCAAUCCAAGUACUUGGUAUGUCAAAAUUCUACAUUCAUACCAGCAUCAUCUAUUGUUAAUGCACAAGGAGCAUCAUUUCCUCUAUGGCUAAAUACAAUUAUUUUAUUUGCCUUUCUUAUCGUGUUCAGAAUGUUGGGUUAUUUAGUACUGCGUUUUAUUCGAAGACCAAAGUGAAUACCUAAAUUAUUGUUGGCUGUGAGCGAUAUAUUUUUUUAAUUACUAAUAGUUUUAAAAACAAAAUAUGGCUGUGUCAUUUUAGACAUUAUAAUAUUUUUUAUCUCGUUAUAAAUAUUAAACUUAGAGACUCGUUUUUCAACUCAAAUAACCCGAACUCAUUUCCUAACACUAAAAUUUGGUGCUUGUACCUAUUUUAAUAUGAUUUCGGGAAUAGCAGUAAAAUGUGUUUCACACAUUUACUGCUCUGUUUUGAUUUUUUUUACUAUGUUUUAAUUAAGUUUUUAAAUGUUGCAUGGAAAUUAUUUUAAGACUUUUAAUUACCUAUUUGUUAGUUUUUAAAAUUUAUUAUAAUAAUUAUUGUUUUAUUGAGUCGAACGUAUGGGAGAUGUUUGUCGCAAAUACUUCUGAAAUGAAUUUUUGUUAUACUGUUCGCACAGAAUUUGUUACUACUUAGAUAAUCACUUUUUUUAUUUUAGUUUUUAAAAUGCUUUAUUAUUUUUAAUUGAAUCACCGUUAUUUUUAUUUUACUAUGUAUAAAUUAUACAUUUAUUUUUUAUUUUAAGUAUUUUA